UGCACAUUUCGGUUGACUAUUUUUAUAAUGUUCUAUCGUAUGCAAGCAAAAAUGUGUGUACUCACUGUAACAAUAUUCCUAUUGACGUUAAGCUGCAUUAAAAAUGGUUUUGGAGAAGAUACUAAAUAUAGCACCAAGUACGACAAUUUUGAGGUAGACACAAUAAUUAAUAGUCCAAGACUUCUCAAAAACUACGUCAACUGUGUAACUGAUAAUGGGCCGUGCACUGCCGAAGGAGAAGAAAUGAAAAAAAACAUUCCCGAUGCUCUUCAAACAGAUUGCAGCAAGUGUAGCGAUAAACAAAAAGAAAUAACCGAGAAACUACUGAAGCACAUAGAAGGUAAUGAGCCACAGUAUUGGGAAAUGCUUCAAGACAAAUACGACCCGGAUAAGAAAUAUUCUGUCGCUUACCUGGAAUCUAAGAAAAUUUUUAACGAAAUAAUUUACAAGAUUUCGCGCAUAGUCCAAGGUACGUGUUCAGAAUUAUUAAGUAACAUCAUUGUUAGUUCAGGCACAAUACAGCAAAAUAUUCCUACGAUAGUAAUCAUGAAAGUGAAUCUACCUGUCGUCUGCGCUCUUGCUACAUUCGUGCUUAUAACAGACCGUCUAAGGGUUGCUGCGGCAAAUGAAUUUCUUGCGAGAAGUAAAAGAGGGGAUGAAGAACGUUAUCCAACUACUUACGAUGAUUUUGAUGUAGACAGAGUUCUUGCAAGUGAACGGUUGAUGAAGAGCUACAUUAAGUGCUUACAAAAUAAGGGAGCGUGUACAAAAGAAGGGCGAUUAUUGAAAGAUUACUUACCGGACGCCUUGUUGACAGACUGCAUUAAAUGCAGUGAUAUACAAAAACGGCAAGCAGGAAAGGUCCUAACCCACAUAUUGCAAUUCUAUAGGGACGACUUUAACGAACUUCUCGAAAUAUACGAUCCAAAGGGUAUAUUUAGGGACAAGUACGGAUACGAAAAGGACGAUGAUGAAGGAGAUGAUGCAAAGAGAAAGUAAAUUUCGAAUUAUACGUGUUAUAUUCAUACAGAUUUUAAAUACUAAGUUAGCAAAUAAACUUGUUUGAUCAAAGACAA
Photinus pyralis (common eastern firefly) is the source of this 1076-nucleotide messenger RNA. RefSeq lists its product as uncharacterized. The record is from RefSeq and is a predicted model, not a curated record. The transcript is spliced from 4 exons. Bases 28 to 999 code for a protein of 323 amino acids. Lineage: Eukaryota; Metazoa; Arthropoda; Insecta; Coleoptera; Lampyridae.